AUGGCAUCGCUCUCGUCCACUUUGUGCAUAACAUGGAUAUGUCUGAUCUGUCAUUCGAUGGGAACGGGAUUUAUUUACCAGUUUCCCGGCGUGACUGUACAACGUGUCAACUCUGAGCAGAGCGUGAGCACCGGUUCACCAGGCAGCGGAUCAAACACCCAGCUCAGGUGAGUGCGUCAUUACGGACAGAGAGGAUCUAUAGCGGGGAUGGUCAGGGUUUGCCAAAUAACAUCAUUUAUUUACAAUGUCACCAUAUGAAGGGUAAUGUCAAAUGUUUGACUAUUGAUGAUCCGCCCUAUGGGGAAAGGGGCAAGAGGUGAUGCUUUCUAUUACUGUAUGAUUGACAUCUCCUACAGUUGGUAAAGAGAUAGAUUAUUGGAAUGAGGGAGAAGGUUUUGGAGUGUUUGAGAACCUUACUAAAAGGGUAGUAGUCAAUGUGACCUGUAUUAGAUGUUAAGAUAACAAGAUCCAUAUGGUCUGUCUGUGAUUACAGGAACUGGUGCCAGUUCACAGUGUCGAGGACGGUGACAUGCCAGGUGCGCAAUGGGACAGAGACCACAGUCCAGAGAGUUUUCCAGGGCUGCCGCUGGCCAGGACCCUGCUCCAAACUCAUCAGGUAGGACUGGACCAGACCACCCCAGAGUCCUGUUUUGAUAUAAAUGCUGUCUUAUAGUGUAUAUAGCAGUACUAGUGAUGAUGAUGAUGUUCCUGUGUUGACCCUGUGCUCUGUCAGCUAUAGGACCAUGGUCAGGCCGUCUUACAAGGUGGCGUAUCGGCAGGUCACUGCUCUGGAGUGGAGGUGCUGUCCUGGGUUUGUAGGAGAUGAAUGUCGAGAA
Molecule: messenger RNA, 836 nt
Organism: Coregonus sp. 'balchen'
Lineage: Eukaryota; Metazoa; Chordata; Actinopteri; Salmoniformes; Salmonidae
Source: the annotation of a GenBank genome assembly